Molecule: messenger RNA, 8585 nt
Organism: Asterias rubens (European starfish)
Lineage: Eukaryota; Metazoa; Echinodermata; Asteroidea; Forcipulatida; Asteriidae
Source: RefSeq, a predicted model, not a curated record
GUAAACAUGGGAGCCAAUAUCACAACCAUGACGCGGCGAGCAUGGCGUCCGCAACAACCCUUAGAACAGUGUUAAAAACCUGCCAUUUACACGUCUCCAUCUGAAGGAUUUAUGUUUUAGCGUCUACCAUAUCCUUGCUCUAUGCUUCGACAGUGAGGAUGGAAAGCUUCGAUCGCCACUACCGUGCUCCAUCAUAAAGAAGAGAAUACCAAACGCCUUCUGUGUACAUCCGGGAGUCACCAGCUUCCUCCUUGGUUAUCGACUAUUUGAAAGAGGGUUGGAUUUUACUGCCGAGUUUGGAUGAGAAGGAACGUAAAGCAUCAUCAUGUUUUCUCCUAUUUCAGUAGGAGCGUAUCUCAUACAGAAGAUAACUGGUGGGGAAGAUGCGGAUGAAGAAGGAGGGGAUGCUGAAAGAGAGGAUUCCACUGAGAGGAAUAACCACAGUAGCGGAAGUGAUUCUGAUGAAGGAACGUCAGCGGACACCCCUGGGCCUGGAGUGCCUGUAAAUCGAGCAUUGACACUGGAGGAAGUCGACUGCAGCCCCAUCAUUGAAUCGGAGAUGAUUUCACCACAUACAGCGGCCAAUGAGUACUCGUUCAAACAGGACGAGUUUGCGGCCCGGUUGGCUGUACUCCCUCAAGCCGAUAUUGCAGGGGAGGACACAAUGACUUCAUCAUCAGAAAACCGAGAUUGUAUGGCUGAUAGAGAUACAGGCGGCUUACUAAAAGACUUUCAGUCAAGUGAAGAAACUAUACCGCGGGAUAUAAAUACUCAUACGUUGCAUCGUCAUCAGGAAAACGAAAUACCAUCUCAAAGUGGACUGCGAGAUAAUGAUACGACAGCUAUAAAUACUCCAUUAUCCGACGGCUAUUCUGAAACAGCCGCUUAUGAUCAUAGCGAGUUACACAUUGACUCUGAUCCGGAAUCAGGGAGUGAUUCGUCUAAUACGAGUGGUGAAACAAUGUCAACUGUGAAAGAAAACACUGAAAACCGUGAUUUAGAAGAUCCUGGUGAUGGUAAUGAAUAUAAUGAUAAGGGUAAUGAAUAUAAUGAUACGCGCAAUGAACCGGCACUGGAUCACGUGUACAUCGCCCCUGAUCUCGAAUUCCCAUUCCAUAAAAGCACAGUGCAACUUGAUCCAGUUGAUUUGAACACUAUUUUAGAAAACAUGGAUAAGAAAGCAGCACUUGAACCACAGAAACAACAAGAAGGAAGACACACUCCAAAACCAAUUACAGAUGACGAACUAGAAAAUGCAUUGAAAAUCCUUCGCAGUGGAAGACCUCCAGCACAGAGAUCCUGGUAUAGCCUGGACAACAUCUCCAAACCAAACCGGACCUUUGCUCUUUAUUACGCCAAUGGAGAGUCAAGACGCAGGAGGAAUUCAUCAGAUGAUGACUGUAUCAGCUUACCAGAGAAAAAUUCCAUACUUGGAUUUCCGAAACCAGAUGAACAAAGUGCUCUAUAUUAUGUUAAUGACCAAUGGAGAUUUGAUGAGUUGCACAUUCCAGACACACCGUCGGAGGAAGAAUUUGCCUUGCCAGGUUCCACAAAUGCUCCAGAAAUUGUUGGUUCCAACCCCCAAAAUCCUUUGGAAUUGACACUGAUAUCAGAUGAAGAUGUGCUACCUUCGCCCCCUUCUGAAUUGGAUGAAACGCUGACCAAUGAACUGAUCCAAGAAAUACCACAAUUUUCCAAGCCAUCUGGUCAAAAGACAAUUCCUAAAGCAAUCGUGAAGUCGUCUCCCGUUGUUUAUUCCACACCAUCCCCAGAAAUAUCGGUCGGUCCUUUGGAAGCACCACUUAACCCGAACCCGAGCAACGUUCCCCGUGGCAGCGUGCAUUCCGUCAGAGCUUCUGUAUAUCCCGUAACUGAAAGACCUACAUUCUUUAUGCAUUCGGGAGCAACCGAUGAACAGGUGGACCCGAAACCAGAAAGUCCAUCAACUGUUCCAGAUGAGUAUCCCAAGUCCCCUGAGCCGUACAUUGCUGCUAGAGUAAAAUAUCCACAAACAGUUCAUCCUCGAAUUUCACCAAAGCAAAAAAUAUCCAAACACAACAUUGCAGAGACAGAGCAUUAUCCAGUGCUAUCAAUGAAACAAAAAGAGAUUGAGUUUGCAGAGCUUGAGAAUAUAUUGCCUGAAAAGCCAAAAUAUCCACCACUUCCACCCAAACCAAGUUUUCUCAAAAGAAAAGUUGAGGAAAAACCUAUCGCCCCAUCAUUGAUAACUCAAGAAGAAUCUUGUGUUGAUCUCUCUAGUUUAGAAGCUAAACCCUCUAAUAACAAAGAUGAGUUGCCAAUGUCCCCUGAACCAUACAUUUCAGCAUCAGUCAAACACCAGGGUGUCUUUAAUUUACCUUCAUUGGGAACCCCAAUAGCAAUGAAAGUCCAACCAACGUACAGAGGAGCGGUAAUAGUUGACGAACAAUAUCCAGUAAUUUCAAUAGCUCAGAAAGAGCUUGUCAUGUCUGAGCUAGAGAAUCUUGUUCCCAAGCGAAAGAUUCCCCCUAAAGUGCCUCCGAAGCCAAGUUUCCGAAGGAGAGUUGAAGUUGAUGAGAAACCCGCUGUUCCAACCAAAGUCCAAAUUGUUCAAAGCUCUAUUGACUUGUCUAUCCUCGAGAGACGAGAGCCAUCAAAGGAAACUCUACCAGAACUUGAGCAACAAAUGGUGACCGCCCACCACCACACAGAAGAAGAAACAACCAAUGAAGAUGAUGUUGUGAUAAUUCAGGCAGGAAUUUCUGUUUAUCGUCGACCAUCUCAUGAAGAAUUUCCGGCACCACUACAAGCACGAUCUCCGUCCUUGCAGAUAUCAGACGUUGGUGAAGUGUCAGUUAACCCUACUGCUAACAACGAACAUGACACUAAGCCAAGUUCUGUAAUGACAUCUACAACAGAAGGUGUGAGGAGAAUGAGCGCUUCACUUUCUAUGCACCGUCUGGAGUCUGGAGAGCAUUUAAUGGAAACUGUGGUAUCCAUCCAUGAACAUGAAGAUGAAGAUGAGCAAAUUGCAGAACCAGAAACUGAAGAUUUGCCAAGUGGUGUGAUUGAUGCUGAUGAGGAUAAGGAAAAUUUAAACGGAUUGUCGGACAGUGAGCGGGAUGGCAGCAGGUCUGGUACUGAAGACAGCACCAGUCGUCUGGUUCCCUGCCUUUACGAGCGGACUCAUUCAAGGGGUCCAGACUUCCACUUGCAGCAUCUGCCAGCGACUUUUCGCUCGUCGAGCUGUUCCUCACCAGACGAAUUUUUAACCGUGGCGGAUAUAACUAUGCGUAAAAUGGAGGCAGCUAAGAAUACACAUCACCUUGAAGAUUCAUCGUCAACAUCUAUAUCAAGUGACUCUGACUCGUCUGGGUCGAUUGAUUCUGAUGACAGUAGCUUUGAGUCCGCUGAAGAGCACACGUAUGUCGUUACUGAGGAGAGUGAGGAUGUCUUUGAAGGUCAUUAUGAUGAGGGUCAUAGGUCAUCUCUACCUCAGGUCAUUGAAGAGGUAGACGAGGAAGAAGAAGAAGACGAAGCAGAAGAGGAGAGUGGAGAUAGUAGUGAUGAAGGCGAAAGUGUGAAUGAAGACAAGCAGGGAUUUAAGAUGGACCUACCCGAUGAACAUACACAUGAUACUGAAAAACAACAAGAGGAGAGCAGUCCAAAUGAAAAGGAUCCUCGGGUUUCACAAACUCCACAAACAGAACAAUCUGAAUUAACAGAUGCAAACAAUCUCGACAACAUUCCAGUUGCAGUGCAACGGUACCCUCGAUACAUUUCUAUAGAUAAAUCUGACAUUGAACCACACGCUGAAUAUGCAUUGAGUAAGACCGUGGAUUUGGAACGUCCCCCUCAACCCAAACCUUGGGCGUAUCCAGAUGAAAGUGUUCCUGAGACGGCCCUCUCUAAUGAGGAGGAUACAUCCUCCGGGAAUGAUGAGCCACAGAAUGAGUCAGAAUUGGACAAGGAGUCUGAAAACAGUGAGCAAAUGGAAGAGGACUAUUCCGAAUAUUCCGAUGAGCCAGAAUGGCAACCUCCUCCACCAUCUUCUGGUGCUCGCGUAUUUGUUCUUACAGCAAAUAUGUUCCGUCCUACUAGAGUGGAGCCACAGGCUGACAAACAAGAGACGUCAAAGUCAAUUCAAAAUCCUCCCCAGGAAAGAACCGGAGAUGCUGUCAGAGAUGAUGCGUUUGAACGAGAUGUGAAGUAUAUCGAUGAUAAAGAGUAUAAAGAGUAUGAAGAGGAACUGCAGAACAUGGUUGGCCCAAACAACCACGAGCUAGAACCAGAUAGAUACUUCAAACCAAUUUCAGAAGUCAUGCCCUCUGCAUCUGAAUCGAAUGUACAGGAGAAACCUAUGCAUAUCAACGAUCCAAACCGCACUCCUGAAAAUAGCAGUCAACACGGAGAAGCUAAACCUAAAGAGGUGAACUCUGUCACGGUGACAUAUACCGUGAUUCACACAAGGAAAACACCCACGCUAGACCGUGAGAUUCCAUCAUCACCAAGCGAACCACGAUAUGAAAACUUUCCAGUGAGAAACAAAGAUAUUGAUGAAUCAACCCCAGAGUUUGAACCAUAUAACAGCGAAACCAAUUCCAUUGAAUCAGGAAAGCCGGAGGAAAAUGGAACAAAUCAUUCUGACAAUGUCCCAAAACAUGAGUCUGAGGUCGACAAAUUUGAUAACAAGACAGCGAAACAAGAACCACUUUCUUCACAAGAUGCAAGCACUGAUGAUCACCUUAAAAGCUCCAAGUUCAUUCCCGUGCAUGAGGUUGGGCCAUACAACUACACUUCCUCAGAACCGAAAGAACAUAAACCAGGAAACCGUGAAACUAUAGUAAGGAAAACUGAACUGAACUCCGGUGUAUCUGUCUUUUCAGUUUCGUCUAGAGAGCAGAGACCACAGAGACAGCCUUCAACAAGACGAGAUGAUGGAGCCGAACCCGAGGAUUCAGGUCCAUACCGAUUCGGUUCUUGGUAUGAAGAGCCGACUGAAGAGGCUCCUGCUAUGGCGAUUGCAUUGGUAAAACGUGACAUCAAAUUGCCGAGUGACAACCUACCAAUCAGAGAAACAGUCUCAAAACCCAACCCAAAACCUAAGGUUGAACCCGUUGUAGUUAACACUCAACCAACAUCUCCUCUUAAAGAGGGUCCAUACAAAUAUUCAGCUUGGUACGAAGCCCCUACUGAAGAAAAUGAGGAGAGUUCGAAUGAUGCAGUCGUUGGGGAAACGUUCGUCAGACCUGAGCCUAAACCCGAGCCUAAACCUGAGCCAAAGGUUGAACCCGUUGUGGUUAACACCCAACAAACUUCUCCUCUUAAAGAUGGUCCAUACAGAUAUUCCACUUGGUACGAAGAACCCAAAGAAGAAAAGAAGGAGAGUACUGAUGAUGUAGUUGUAAUUUCUUCAUACGAUGCAAAUGACCCGAACUCACCUCAAAAGCAAACACCCCUCUCGCCUGUCAGAGAGCCAGGGAGCUACUCGUACAGCUCCUGGUAUGAAGAGCCUACCGAUAAACCAAAAGAGGACUUCUUUGUCCUUUCAACUCCAAUUGUAAGUGAUGACAAAUCAGACUCUGUCACGUCGAAGAAGAAAAGCUCUGAUGAUACACGUUCGAGGCAACGGUACAGACCAAGCGAUCUGGACGAUGUUCAACCAGAAAAGAUCGAAGAACCACAGGAAGAGGAUACUUUUGUUAUUUCAAAACCAUCUACUGAAACAUCACAGCUUCCAAGAAAACCCGAUACCAAUACGAGACAGGAGAGACUCCUGCGUGAGGCUCUCGCAAGAGAAUCCCGCGAAAUGCAGUAUGAAGCACAAUACAAAUACAGUACUUGGUAUGACGAGAAACCAGCUUCAUACGAGCCGAGUGACACCUUUACAAUUUCUAGAACAACUGAGGAAACAACACGUAGUGCACCUGAUGAGACGAAACGAGACUCUCGUGAACGUCAAUUCGCAGGACAGUACAUUUACAGCACUUGGAGUGAGAGCACAUCACCAACAAAGACUUCUGAAACAUUCACGAUUUCCAGACCAGAAGAAGACCCAAGACCAUUGACGUCUGGCUCUGGCGACGACUUGUAUUAUCCUAGAGAAGAAACCUCUCGUACUGGUUUGGUCGUCACAGAUCCAACGGGAAGAAAACCAUCAGGGGACAGUAUCUCCGGAAGCUCAUCACGGAUUAACAGUAACAGCAGCAGCCGGACCUCUGGUUCCCUUGCCGAUGUAAGCGCAACAUCCGGAGAGGCCAUGAGACGGACGUGGAGUGAUGACUCAGAGAACGCCAGCGGUGAUGAUGCCCGUGGUGAUGAUGCCCGUGGUGUAGGAAGCCAAAACUCUCCUGUACCAGUAGGUAGAAUGAACACCGUACAACCUCCUCAGCCGAAGCCUCGUCUAAGCAAACCCAGCGUACCUUCCAGCAGUGAUGACGAACAACAAGCUAAGCCGAGGAGGCCAGGUAGAGGCGAAGCAAGGGGGCAAGAGACUCCUCGUACCGUAGAUGAAACACUGAGUUCAAAAGCUGAGUAUGCUUUAGUUUCAUCAGCGUGGAAACCCGUGGGAGAGACUGUCCAACACUCAGGUGAGAGUGUAGUAUGGGACUCUGGAGAUGAUAGUAGAAUGACACGUGGUAGAGAUCGUAAGGAUCAGAACAGCAGGUAUUCAGUCACAGAUAAGUCAAGGCGGGAAAUCGAGAACAUGCUGGACUCACUCGUCCCAGAUGAUGAAUUUCAAGAUGACACAUCUAAUGUAUCGUAUAAUAUUCGGGGAGACCAUAGUUUGCCACCACCUCAACAGUUAAACAAAGGUCAUGGUUCAACAAGUCAGUGGAGGCAAGACAGUACAAGGAGUUAUAAUGCUCUACCACAAGCUGUAAACGAACAAACAUCUUACAUGUAUAAAGAAACACGCACGCAUUUCACUUCUGAACCUCACAUUAGUAUGGGCCAAGAACCGGAUUUCCCUGAACCCAUUUUGGCAGCGCAGCCACAAAGAGGCGAAUCAGCAACAACACAUCCUUCAAACCGACCUGGAAGGCAUAAUGUUUCAAGGGAGGUGCCUGAUGUUGCUCCAUUAAGCUCCAGAGAUGAAUACAAGCUUGCAGCUGCUUCAUGGGAGAAUCUAUCAACCGCCAGUGAUAAUGGGACUCGUCGUGCUAAAAUGGAGACGUGGGAUAAUGACCCUGAUGCUGUAAGUGCCCAGCAAAGGGGACAUUCUUUACCGUUAGCGGGGCGUCAGAGAUUUCAAUCUGCAGAGCCGGCUCCGAAUUUGCCCGAAGAAGCAUCUCUACCUCCUCGUGGCCCUAAGAGAAACGGUUUAGUAAUCGCUGCAGACAUCCACGCACCAUAUGCACAACCAGCGCCAGCUACGCAACACUUAGGAGUUCAUAUGCUGAGUGCAAGUUCCUCAUCGAAUGCUGAAUUGGCACCACCUCCCCUUCAAGAUUGGGGUACAUCCCGGAAAGCUCACAGUGUAUUAGGAAUCAAUCAACCACCGCCGAAGAAGAAGGCAGUCUCGAAAUCUGUAAUACCUGAUGCGGAAGCUAUACAUAGGCAUCGACAUCGCCCCCCUGCAAAAGGUCUCCGCCCACCGCCUACAGGUGCCAGGUCUGGUCGGCCUUCAUCACCCGUCUCAGUCUCGAGUUACUCCAGCACCCAGUCACUACCAGCCAGGAUAUUGCCUCGUCUACCCCAUGACAACGAGUUGGAGAAACUUAAACACCAACUUGUACUCAUCAGCAAACAGAUUGAAAUCAAAACAGGUGAACUUAAGCAGAUUAAUCUACUAAACCCAUCCAUUAGAUAUCACAUUCCAAUAAGAGGUAGCCGGGGAGAGCUGAUCAGCCCAGAUGGCAGAAUUCUUUCAACCCCAGAGGCCCCUAAUAAGAGAGAGCUAGAAAAGUACAAGAAGUUCUUUGAUCGUCUCCCGGAGCCCGACUUCCGAAGAUUGAUGCACGAGAUACUAGAUUUUAAGAAUAAAGUCAGACACAAGGAGGAAGAGAUAAAAAGACUGACUAAUCAGUGUACUGGAUUAAGGAAAAGACUCCUUUGGCUUGCCAAACACGAAAAAUAAAAUAAAUACACAAAGUGCCACUUAGUUGUAUUAAAAUGUGCCACCGUGCACCCGUCGGUAAUCGAAACGCAUGAUUGAUAGUCAUAUUUUUAGCAGCAGUAUGAGGAAAUGUAAAAUGUCAUUCAAACAUGUUAUGUUCAUCAGGGAAAAAAAGAAAUUUAAUUUAUCACAUUGUUUUAUAGCCAUAAUAUCCAAAAAUGAAAUUUAAUUGAUUACGUUGUUUUAUAUAACCACAAAAAGUAAUAACCAAUAUUUUAAAGAUGGCAAUCAGUUCAGAAGGUUAUAUAUUUUGAUAAUGUGAACCAUAUAAAUAUUCUUCAUCUGAGUGUUACAUACAAUGCUUUUUACAUUUCAUUUGCACAGAAUUAUGUCAGAAUAGCUGACAAAGUUAUAAAAACAACGGCAACUGUGAGAGAGAAAGAGAGUAAAACGCAAACAACAUCAGGGUCAAAGUUCAUAGAGCUGCUCAUAUGUACAAAAGCUAGCUAAGCACAAAAGAUAUGCCUACCAGAAAAAGGUUACCAGG